CUUGAAGAAAUACUAGAGGCAUAUGCUAAUAACCUUGCUAUGGCUCGUGCUCAAUUAAAUUUGGAGCCAGGUAACCAAGCAAAGAAAACUUCAAAACCUUUUAAUCCUUCCGAAAUGGAGACCGGUAUUCCGAGCUUAAGACCUUACAAUCCUCCAGAUUUGAGCCGUCAAUGUGGAACUAUCAACAGCACUCCGAUUAGUACAGAUGAUGGUCUCACCCACUUUAGUUAUGGGCCUGAACAACAUAGAGACUCCAGUCCUCUCAUUUCCUCUCGCCUGAGAGGAAAUUUUGAGUCAAGCUCGGCAAAAAGUCGCCUUAGACUACGUGACACCAGAGCACUUGCAUUGGCCAGUCAAGAUUCUCGGAAGUGGGUUCCCCAGACCGCAAGUGGUAAACAAAGGCGCCGUAAAGGUCCAUGCCCCCUCAAUUCUGAAAGGAAUCGUAGCAGAUCUCCUUCUAUGUCCACUAGGGGCACUGGUAGCCCGGCCUUCAAGGGCAACAGAUGUCUCUCUUACAGUAUGCGACAGGCCGAGGGACGAGUGGUAGGGAGACAAGCCAAUCCAUCAGAUUCGCUUCUUAUUCGCACUGGAACUUGCCUACCUCGACAUUCACGAACAGACUUACAACAGCGAGGCAGAGGUCUGCCCGUUUCUAUAUCAACAACAUCUCUACUUGUCCGCAACGAAGAACAAACUAGAGGUAAGCAAGAUGAUGAUCAUGCUGACGAUCUUGAAGGCGAUGAAAAGAACAAAGAGGAAGCCCCAGAAGUUAUAUCUCGAGGUCGAUCUGGCGAAUUAAGGCAGCUACGCCGCGGAGUAUCAGAUUCACGGAGCCGGCGGACCUACACUGAGAAGCUUUUAGCCAAGUCAGCAUCUGCUCGGUCAAGGAGUCGUCUGCAUAUGGCGAUGAGACAAGUUGGCCUGGCAAACGCAAAACGUCAGGCUGAGAAACAAGUCCGCCAGUCAACUGUCCGACACUUUAAGUCUAACUCAGAUGAUGGUGGUGUUGUUGAUGAAUAUGAUCAAAAUAGUGAGAUUAAGCAUAAUCUUAGCAGGCCUAGAAAACGCCUUGAUAGCAAUGUGGAGCAGAAUGAUGACUCUAAUGGUAAAAUGGAGUUCGAAGAGGAAAAAAAAUCCGAGCCUGAUGGUAAUUACAGAAACGGAGUUGAUAGUAAUAACUUUCAGCAGGACGAUUUUUCCGACUUAGAUGCGAAAAAUAAUGAAGGAGAAGAUGCAGCCGAGAAUGCUCUAGACGAUGAGAAAGUCGAUCGUGUUACUAGGGAAUAUCGGCAUCGAUCUGGGACGCCUCGAGGUAUCUCUAAACAUGGAAGAUUUAGUCCUACGUAUAGGUCGCAAUCCCGCGGGCACAGACCAAGUUCAAUUGCUUCUGGGAAGAUUGAGCAUCGCAGUUCGAUACUCUCAUCACGGAGUCGGAGCCACUCAAUGAGCCAGUCAGAUCAGCCAGAAUAUAAGAGUGAUUUGCGAGUUGAAGAACUUGAGUCUCAUCAUCCCAGACGAGUCCUAUGUGUAUCCGGCCGCGGUGCCAAGGGUCGACGUAGCCUUUCAUCUAGCAAGACGUCUCGCAGCCUCGGAUCACGGCAAUAUCUCCCAGCCAGUAGUCCUCUGCAUCGAGCCUCCCCGACUCGGUUAUGCGAGACAGGCUCUUUGCGACGUCAACGUCGGUCUGGCCUGCUUGACAGGCAUCGGCCACACCGUCACGCCCAUAGUCAAGGCAGUGAUCAGAGUCAUGUCUUUUUGCGCAAUAAUGGUACUGAUAUAAUCCCUUGUACAGAGUCGACAGGCGUAGUUUGCAGCGGAACGGGCCGGCGCGGUAUGCGUCGACACGCUUAUCUUACAUCAAGAAGCGAUCGAAAAGGUGAUCGACGAGAUGAGGGAGAAGAAGGUGAGGAUGAUGCCGAAGGAAAGGGGAAUUUUGAAGCCAGGAAAGGAUGCGGAACGCCUCGAUUACAGACAGCUGGCAGGCUGUUUGUUGAGCGAGACUCUCGACGUAUGGACGUCUUCGGCAGCUCGGUAAGUGAAGACGAAAUUGAAGGUGAUAGGGGAGGAGAAGAAGAGAAUAUGAUUGGUAAUGAGAAAACUAUGCAAAUAUGCAGUCACCCUGGCAGUGAGGCCCCUCGGCGUUUCGCUUGUUCGCCUGGAGGUCCGCAUCGUGGACGGCGAAGGGGCGCUGCAUCAUCAUCUGGAGCACAAGUACUUUCUAAUUCCGCCGGCGGUGGACUUGGCGCCCGCCGAAGCCGUAGUCGCGAAUCAACGCCUGAAAGCAGUAAUAGCAAUGGUGACAGCGCAGACGAGCGACUUUAUUGCAUAUGUAGGAAGGUAUCAUUUGGAGAUAUGAUCGCAUGUGACAACCCGCGCUGCAAAGUUGAAUGGUUUCAUUUCUCCUGCGUUGACGUUCGGGCUCAGCCCAAAGGAAAAUGGUUUUGUCCACAGUGCCGCGGAGAAACACCACGUGUCAAGCGACCCGAUGCAUGA
This is a messenger RNA of Protopolystoma xenopodis, 2493 nucleotides long. NCBI's taxonomy places the organism in Eukaryota, Metazoa, Platyhelminthes, Monogenea, Polystomatidea, Polystomatidae. The record is from the annotation of a GenBank genome assembly.